Molecule: messenger RNA, 155 nt
Organism: Racocetra persica
Lineage: Eukaryota; Fungi; Glomeromycota; Glomeromycetes; Diversisporales; Gigasporaceae
Source: the annotation of a GenBank genome assembly
GUAAACAAUUAACAGAACUUGAAAGAACUUGUGGAGUGAAAGAUUAUUCAGCUAAACAAGCAAAAUAUAAUUCAUUUAUUCAAAGAAGAAGUCAAAGAGCCAAUCUUCAAACACCUGUACAAACAUCAUAUAGACAAAAUACUUUACUUAGAUAG